Molecule: messenger RNA, 1116 nt
Organism: Emericellopsis cladophorae
Lineage: Eukaryota; Fungi; Ascomycota; Sordariomycetes; Hypocreales; Bionectriaceae
Product: Protein phosphatase 1 regulatory subunit-like protein
Exons: 3
Coding region: 1-1116 (371 amino acids)
Molecular function (GO): protein binding
Source: RefSeq, a predicted model, not a curated record
AUGUCCGCGCCAGAGAAUGACGGGCACGCCCACAUCGAGGUCCCCGAGGGGCACAACCAAGACGAAGAGAACACUGGCAUGACCAGCAAGAAUGGCUGGGACGGCAAGCUUCGCAUUCCCAAGUCAGCGCUUCUUUCGAACCCGGAGGCCCUAUCAGAUCCUGAAUACUCGGACGAGGAGAAUGUGUUGGAGGGCGAGGAAAUCCCUGCGGACCAAGAUCUUCUCAAGGACGAACCCGCCGACACUGACGAAAUCAUGUGCAUCCACUCGCGCAUCGGCUCCAUGGGUGCGUUGAAGCUCGAGCGCUUCAAGAGCGUUGUGCGAAUCUGCCUCCGCCAGAACAGGAUCCAAGAAAUCGAGGGCUUGGAAUCCCUCGCCGCGACGCUCGAAGACGUCGACUUUUACGACAACCUCAUCAACCACAUGCGCGGUCUUGACGGACUCACGAAGAUCAAGUGCCUCGAUCUGAGCUUCAACAAGAUCAAGCACAUCAAGAACAUCAGCCACAUGACCGAGAUGAAAGAGCUAUUUCUUGUCGCGAACAAGAUCAGCAAGAUUGAGAACUUGGAAACUUUGACGAAACUGACCUCUUUGGAGCUCGGGUCGAAUAGAAUCCGCGAAAUCAAGAACCUCGAGUCCUUGCAGGCGCUCGAGGAGCUGUGGCUGGCCAAAAACAAGAUCACCGACCUCACCGGACUGGGCGGUCUACCGAAACUACGACUGCUCAGCAUCCAAUCGAACCGCAUCACCGACUUGUCGCCUCUCAAGGAUGUUCCCACCCUCGAGGAGCUGUACAUGUCCCACAACAUGCUCGACUCACUAGCUGGUAUCGAGUCCAACAUCAAUCUAAAGGUGCUGGACAUUUCUCACAACAAAAUCUCAAAGCUCCAAGGAUUGGGUCCGUUGAAAAAGAUUGAGGAAAUCUGGGCCAGCUACAAUCUUAUUAUAGAUUUCAACGAUGUGGAGAGGCAACUCAAGGACAAGGAGGCCUUGACGACUGUCUAUUUCGAGGGAAACCCUCUGCAGCUUCGUGCGCCAGCACUGUACCGGAACAAAGUCAGGUUAGCUCUGCCGCAGGUGAGCCAGAUCGAUGCUACGUAUGUCAAGGUCCCAUAG